Molecule: messenger RNA, 4168 nt
Organism: Pogoniulus pusillus (Red-fronted tinkerbird)
Lineage: Eukaryota; Metazoa; Chordata; Aves; Piciformes; Lybiidae
Gene: ABLIM2
Product: actin binding LIM protein family member 2
Exons: 22
Coding region: 72-2108 (678 amino acids)
Biological process (GO): lamellipodium assembly; cytoskeleton organization
Cellular component (GO): actin cytoskeleton
Molecular function (GO): actin filament binding
Source: RefSeq, a predicted model, not a curated record
GUGCCGCCCGCGGGGGCGCGGUGACAGGCGGCGGCGACGGGAGCGGCGGGGAGCGGCCCCUCCGGCACGCCAUGAGCACCGGCACAGUAUCACAAUCACAGGCUGUACACAGCCAACUGGAGAAGCCAUCAAGCACUGCAAUUCUCUGCCAUAACUGUGGGAACCCAUGCAAAGGAGAAGUUUUGAGAGUUCAGAACAAGUAUUUCCAUAUUAAGUGCUUUGUUUGCAAAGCUUGUGGAUGUGACCUGGCUCAAGGAGGAUUUUUUGUGAGACAGGGAGACUACAUUUGUACUUUGGACUACCAGAGACUCUAUGGCACACGAUGCUUCAGCUGUGAUCAGUUCAUUGAGGGAGAAGUGGUCUCAGCGCUGGGCAAAACCUACCACCCAGACUGUUUUGUGUGUGCUGUCUGCAGGCUGCCUUUCCCUGCUGGGGACCGGGUGACGUUCAACGGGAAGGAGUGCAUCUGCCAGAAGUGCUCCCUGCCCCCUGCCAGCAGCACUGCCUCUUUCCCUCUACAGAACCUGCGAAAUUGUGGGGGCUGUGGUUCUGAAAUCAAAAAUGGGCAGUCCUUGGUUGCCUUGGACAAACACUGGCAUUUGGGCUGCUUUAAGUGCAAUAUAUGCGGCAAGCUACUGAAUGCAGAGUACAUCAGCAAGGAUGGCAUUCCAUACUGCGAGACCGACUAUCACGCCAAGUUUGGCAUCAGAUGUGACAACUGUGAGAAGUACAUCACAGGAAGAGUGCUCGAGGCAGGAGAAAAACAUUAUCACCCAACCUGUGCACGAUGUGUCAGGUGCAGUCAGAUGUUUGCAGAAGGAGAAGAAAUGUAUCUUCAAGGUACUUCCAUUUGGCAUCCAGUUUGUAGGCAGGCUGCAAAGGCUGAAGAGAAGAACAAGGAAACAAGGACUUCCUCUGAGAGUAUCAUUUCUGUACCUGCUUCAAGUACAUCAGGCUCCCCAAGCCGUGUGAUCUAUGCAAAGCUUGGAGAUGAAAUUCUUGACUACAGGGAUUUGGCUGCUCUUCCUAAAAAUAAAGCCAUCUAUAACAUUGACCGCCCAGACAUGAUCUCCUAUUCUCCAUAUAUCAGUUACUCUUCAGAUGACAGGCAUAGUUACGGGGAGUCACCUCAGUUGCUCUCUCCAGCACCUACUGAGGGUGACCAAGAUGACAGAUCUUUCAAGCAGUACAGGACAUCAAGCCCUAGCUCUGCUGGCUCUCUGGGCUACGGUCGCUACACUCCAACCUCCCAUUCUCCUCAGCAUUACAGCAGACCAGCUGGUACUCUGAGUCUUGGUACCAGUAGCUGCAUCUCCCUGCCCCAACACCCAAGCCCUACAUCUGCAUUCAGACAUCAUUACAUCCCUUUCUUCAAAGGCAGUGAAAGUGGCCGGAGCACUCCAAGCUUAUCCAUGUACUCAGACAGCAAAUCUUCACCUUCUGUCUAUCAGCAGGCUCCUAGGCAUUUCCAUAUUCCAGACACUGGUGUAAAAGAUAACAUCUAUAGGAAACCUCCUAUCUACAAACAGCAUGCAGCAAGAAGAUCAGAAGGGGAGGAUGUCGGCUUGGAUCAGGACAGCAGGAAGCUAAAGACCAGCUGGCUUAUUCUGAAAGGGGAUGUGGACACCAGGACUAACUCCCCGGACCUGGACACACGAUCCCUGUCUCUCACUGCUGGAAGUGACCGAGAGAGCUUCCCGCGGGCCCAGGAGGGCACAACCGCCGGCUACUCCCGAUUUCCAUAUUCCAAAUCUGCUUCUCUACCUGGCUGUGGAAGGAAUGGCUUACAUCAGCCUGAAAACAUAGGCCAGGAUGAAACGGACCAGGAGGCCAGCUGGGGGAUGAAAGAAUACAAGGUAAGAAGGGCUUUUCCUCCACUGGAAGAACACUCAGAUUCAGCACUCCCUAGCAAGAUUUAUCCCUACGAGACCCUGAUUGUAACAAACCGAGUCCGCGUGAAGCUGCCGAAGGAUGUGGACAGGACCAGGCUGGAGAGGCAUUUGUCCCCCGAAGAGUUCCAAGAAGUCUUCAAAAUGAGCAUCGAGGAAUUUGACCGUCUGGCACUUUGGAAGCGGAACGACCUGAAGAAAAAGGCCCUGCUUUUCUAGCCCCUCCCAGAUAAAAUAUGUGCUUAAUCAAACCAGAAAUAGUCUUGCCAGAACUAUCACAUGCACUUGCUGUUGAACCAUUGUCCAGCUUCAUUGUGUCAGUUUGUGUUGGGGGGGGAAACAGGACGGAUGAGGUGGCGGCGCGUUGGGCUGCGGAGGGUUUCGCUAACCUCGCGCGACCCGUUGGUUUUGUCAGCGACUCCUGGUCCCACCUGGUUUACAACCUGCAAAAAAAAAACUCUUAAGUAGCUUUAAGUUUGUUGUGGCUUGCAGUUAUUGCCAGAUGCAAUCAGAAAUUCUGACAGGAAGAGGAAAAGAACGAAGAGGAAAGCAUAGCUGUGACAAAAGAGACGGAUCCACCGUUUUGUUCCCGUUUUUACACCAUCAUUUUUUUCCCACAAAACAUUCCCAGCAGGCUGCCACCUGCUGUUAAAAUAUAGGGAAAAGCCAAAGAGAAGCAUGGCCACAAGCAAGUUAUUCCUGCAGUUGUUUGGGGUUUUUUUUUUUUUGGUGGGAUACUUUUUUAAUACUGAAAGCAAAAAUAUGGAAGCACCUUAAUUCUAUUUCUUAUCUUUAGAUGCAGCCUGCUCUCUGAAAGGUCCUAUUUGUCUAGAAGGUAACGAGCUAUCUUUAAGUACAGCACGAGAGGUUUUAUUUUGUUAUGGAUAUAUUGUGACAUGGAACGAGUAUAAGGAGUAAAAUGUAUACAGACCUACUUAAAAAGGUAGUCCCAUUCAUCAGGAAAACUGAAGCCUUACAUAGAACUGGUUUGAGAGUGUGUUGUGCCAGCUGACUGUGUUUUCCUGCUGGUCUGGGGUGUUUGGAGAGGAGGCUCAGGGGUGACCUCAUUGCUGUCUACAAUUACCUGAAGGGAGGUUGUAGCCAAGUGGGGUUGGGCUCUUCUCCCAGACAACCAGCAACAGAACGAGGGGGGACAGUCUCAAGUUGUGCUGGGGAAAGUCUAGGCUGGAUGUUAGGAGGAAGUUGUUGGCAGAGAGAGUGAUUUGCCAUUGGAAUGGGCUGCCCAGGGAGGUGGUGGAGUCACCAUCCCUGGAGGUGCUCAAAAGAAGACUGGAUGAGGCACUUGGUGCCAUGGUCUAGUUGAGUGGAUAGGGCUGGGGGAUAGGUUGGACUCGAUGAUCUUGGAGGUCUCUUCCAACCUGGUUGAUUCUAUGAUUCUAUAUAUAUAUAUAUAUAUAUAUUUCCUGCUGAUCAAUAUACCAUGCAACCUUGGUUAGAUGUAGGUAGAGCUAUCUAUCUAUCUGUAAAAGAACUCUUUUCAUCAGUGUAUGUCCUAAGGAAGGACAUUCUUCCUCCACUUCCUGGCUGUGCACAAUUUGCCACGAGAUCUGCGACGGCAAUCGGUAGGUGUGAGAAUGGAACAGUUCAGGAUAAAAUGUAACCAACCAAACCAGGCUUGGUGUGCUGCUAUCAGUAAUACAUCCCAUUACAAUCUACUAGGUGAAAGCCUCAUGCGUUACUACUUGCAUGUCUCUGUACAAAUCAGUUUUAAAACACCACUCCUAAGUGCUACUGGUGCAGUACCUUGAGGCUGUCUUAAAUAACAGGUAAAGCUAACAAGAUCUAAGCGUUUGAUAUGAGCAUUAGACCUCAAUAUCUCUUCCAACCUAAACCAUUCUAUGAUUCCAGCUGAAUGACUCUGCAAUGAUUUCAUCCGGUGAGAGGUGUGGUUGCUGACAAAGAAUGCUUUAAAGUGAGUUGCAAGCGUUGUGAGAUACUGAGAGGGGGUAAGGGAAAAAAGUCCAUUUUUUUUUCAGCCAUGUGUCAGUAUUCUGCAUUUUUACUGCCUUGAAUGUUUGUACUCACUUCCUCCUUCACUCUGUCUUUCUGCAUUUCCUUAAGGUUACUAUAUGCACUACAACACUUCAACUGACCCAGCAUUGGAAAAAAACAUAGCAUUCAACUUGCCUUCUUCCAACUAACUUUCAAAGUCUGUGCUGUUGGAAAUAAAUAUUUUCUCAUGACCUAAAUGUUUUGUCUGAUGAUAGAAACGUUUAAAAAAGGGGGGAAAAAAUCAUUAAAACAAAGAUAUAACUCGA